AUGACUUCAAAAACUAAGGAGGCAUUAGCACAUACACAAAACAAAGGGAACCAUAUCAGUGUAAAUGGGGGUUCCCCUCGAAAUGGUAAUACUAGUGCCUACCUAAACGGGAACGUUAAGGAUUUUCAGGCUGUUGCUUCAACUCGCAAUGGAUCAGUUAAGCAAGAUCAAGUUCCUGGAGUUCAUAUUGUUCCUUCGUCCCUGUUUGGAAUUGGUGCCUACGGUCUGCCUGGACAGGUUGCUGCGCUGCAUCCCUUUGUUAUGCAGCAGCAAGGUGCUCCACCCUCUGUAACAUCAGCCAACACGCACAUUCUUCAAUCUCAUGUUGGCCAACUUCAGUCAGGGCCUGCAAUUUCAUUCCAUCCACAGUGGGAGAACCAGCAGGCUGUACCAGAGAGCUCACAGGUAUCAAGUCAGAGUCAAUAUCAAAUGCCCCAAACUGAGCAAGGAUCUGGUGAUCGUUACGAAUACGAGCUUACUGCUGAUUUGUAAAAAGUGCAGCAGAUAUGUACUCAAAUUUUAA
This is a messenger RNA of Papaver somniferum (opium poppy), 523 nucleotides long. RefSeq lists its product as uncharacterized. The transcript has 4 exons. Lineage: Eukaryota; Viridiplantae; Streptophyta; Magnoliopsida; Ranunculales; Papaveraceae. The record is from RefSeq and is a predicted model, not a curated record. The coding region runs from base 1 to 492 and encodes 163 amino acids.